This is a messenger RNA of Nothoprocta perdicaria, 4395 nucleotides long. It is a transcript of the gene RUBCN, whose product is annotated as RUN and cysteine rich domain containing beclin 1 interacting protein. Gene Ontology annotation, cellular component: early endosome; late endosome. NCBI's taxonomy places the organism in Eukaryota, Metazoa, Chordata, Aves, Tinamiformes, Tinamidae. Gene Ontology annotation, biological process: negative regulation of endocytosis; negative regulation of autophagosome maturation. Bases 173 to 3157 code for a protein of 994 amino acids. The record is from RefSeq and is a predicted model, not a curated record. Gene Ontology annotation, molecular function: phosphatidylinositol phosphate binding. The transcript is spliced from 23 exons.
GAGAGACUUGCAUCAUSAUCCCCUCUGCAGUGGCAUCAAGCAAUUUCUAACUCCAAGGAAGGAGCACUGGAAGCUGCUAGGCAACCUGAAGACCACGGUGGAAGGUUUGGUGUCCACCAGCAACCCAAACGUCUGGUCUAAGUAUGGCGGCCUGGAACGGCUCUGCAGAGACAUGCACAGCAUCCUCUAUCACGGGCUCAUCCACGACAAGCUGUGUUGCAGACAAAAGGAUUACUGGCAGUUCGUGAAAGACAUUCGCUGGCUGAGUCCCAACUCUGCUCAUCAUGUGGAAAAGUUCAUCAGCCUGCAUGAGGACGGGCAGCCCAACGCUGACGGCCUGAGCGACCAGGCUGUUGCGAAGCUGUGGCUGCAGCACAGCCUGCAGUUCCACUGCCUCUCGGCACAGCUCAAACCCCUCCUGGGCAACAGGCAGUACAUAAGGAAGUUCUACUCAGACACUGCCUUCCUGCUCAGUGACUCCCACGUCACGGCCAUGCUGCAGUGCCUGGAGGCUGUGGAACAGAACAACCCCAGGCUCCUGGCUCAGAUCGACACGUCCAUGCUGGCCGGCACGUCACUGCCACCCGUGUGCGCGUCAGGUCCCUCUGCUGGGACAAGGGAGAUGAGUGACCGCGACGCUGAAGGACAUGGGAGCCGUCUGCCUGGGGCACUAGGCUGCCCGGAUCAUUGCACUGAGAGCACGUUCACCAGGAAGGGGGAAGGUCUGUCUCCAGUGACAAAGAGCCACAGCCUGACUGCUUCCUCUGGAUUCCUGCAUGUACCAGCUGCAGACUGCAUGCAGCAGCGUUGCUUGGGCUCCUUCUCUAGCCUGCACCACCCAGCCUCUUCCAGCCUUUCAGACAGGAGACCAGCAAGCUCCUCUGUCUUCUGUGGCCCCAGCCAGCCUCAGGAGCACUGCCUGCCCACCAGGUCCUCCUCCUUCAGCGUGGGCAAGUCCCCUCUGGAGCAGCCCAACUCUGUCACCCGCUGCCACAUUCCCUCACCCAAAGACCCCUUCUCUCCAGCCAGCGAGAUGAGUUCCAGCACCACCAGCCAGAGCGAGGACACUUGGACGGGGAGCCAGGACGAUCCGCAGAGCGAUGCUAAUGAUGGGCCGGAAUACCUGGCCAUUGGAAACUUGGGGCGCCGKGGCCGGGCCUGCAGUAGCACCAGCAGCACCAGCACCAAGAGCAGCAGCUCCAACCUGUUCUCCUCCAGCAGCUCCCAGAAGCUGGACUCGGUCUCCUCCUUGGGAGAGCAGGGGGCAAGUGGUGGAGGUGGAAGCAGGGGCACGAGCCUGUUACGCCGCUCCAGCUUCUCGGAGGGACAGACAUCAGCAACACAGGGCAUCCUGAAGAAGAGCCACACGCGCUCGCACUCCGAUACCAACGUGGCUUCGGGGAAGUUGCACGGAGGCCUCAGGGAUAUCACCAUUAUAAUAGAAGAUCCAGUGGCAGAGUCCCAUGGUGACACAGGCAGAAGAAGAGGGCCCGUCUCUGGUCAGAGCAGUGAAGUGAGCACACCCAGCUCUCUCUACAUGGAGUAUGACUCCGGCCAGUACCUGAGUUCAGGGGAAGGGAUGUUCAGAAGACCUUCAGAAGGGCAGUCCCUCAUCAGCUAUCUCUCUGAACAGGACUUUGGCAGCUGUGCAGACCUGGAGAAGGAGAAUGCCCACUUCAGUAUCUCAGAGUCACUCAUUGCUGCCAUUGAGCUGAUGAAGUGCAACAUGAUGAGCCGGCAGCUAGAAGAGGAAGAAGAAGACAGUGACAAGGAGAUACAGGAACUGAAACAAAAGAUUCGCAUUCGGCGCCAGCAGAUCCGCACCAAGCACCUCUUCCCUACCUGCCAGAUGGGUUCAGACAGCCUUGUGGCAACAGACAGUGAGUCCCAGUUCAGCUCCCACGGCUCCAUGCGACURUCUGACUCGGGCUCUGCAGAGGAUGUGGAAGAGUAUGAGAUCCAAGAUGGUAACGAUGGAUCUAACCUGAUUCAAAUGUCCAAGAACGGCCUGUCAGUGUCAAUGGCUUCCUUGUUCUCAGAUGCAGACAUCAAGAGGAACCCAGCCUCCAGCAGGAAGUCCUUUCGGUCCUCGGAGUCCAUAUCCCACUCCUUCCUCAAUUCCAACUCAGCAGAGGCCGUGGCCAUGGGUCUGCUGAAGCAGUUUGAAGGCAUGCAGCUCCCGGCUGCCUCCGAGCUGGAAUGGCUGGUUCCGGAGCACGAUGCCCCCCAGAAGCUCCUGCCCAUCCCCGACUCUCUGCCCAUCUCUCCUGACGAUGGAGAACACGCUGACAUCUACAAGCUGAGGAUUCGCGUGCGUGGAAACCUGGAGUGGGCCCCGCCGCGGCCACAGAUCAUCUUCAACAUUCACCCAGCCCCAACGAGGAAGGUGGCUGUGGCCAAGCAGAAUUACCGGUGCGCUGGCUGUGGCAUCCGGACUGAUCCUGAUUACAUCAAGCGGCUGCGGUACUGUGAAUACCUGGGGAAAUAUUUCUGCCAGUGCUGCCAUGAGAAUGCCCAGACAGUCAUCCCGAGCCGCAUCCUGCGCAAGUGGGACUUCAGCAAGUACUACGUGAGCAACUUCUCCAAAGACCUGCUGAGCAAGAUCUGGAGCGACCCGCUCUUUAACGUGCAGGACAUCAAUGCUGCCCUGUACCGGAAGGUGAAGUCUCUCAACCAAGUGUGGCUGCUGCGAAUCCAGCUCUUCCACAUGAAGAACAUGUUUAAGACCUGCCGACUGGCUAAAGACCUCCUUGACUCCUUCGAUGCGGUGCCAGGACAUCUGACAGAGGAUUUGCACCUCUACUCCCUGAGUGACCUCAGUGCAACCAAGAAGGGAGACUUGGUGCCUCGCUUGGCAGAGCUCCUCAAGGCGGGCAGCCUGCACGUUCAGAAGUGCAUGCUAUGCCAAGCCAAAGGCUUCAUCUGUGAGUUCUGCCAAAAUGAGGACGACAUCAUCUUCCCCUUUGAGCUCAACAAGUGCAAGACGUGUGAAGARUGCAAGGCCUGCUACCACAAAUCCUGCUUCAAGUCCUCCCGCUGCCCUCGCUGUGAGCGGCUCCAAGCCCGGCGAGAGCUGCUGGCCAAGCAGAGCAUGGAGUCCUAUGUCUCGGACUAUGAAGAUGAGCUGGAGCAGCAGGAGGCAGUGGCAGCCACAUGAGAUGUCACGACGGAGGAGCAGAUAGUGGGUUUAUUUGUGCCUGUGGCCCUUGCUGCUGGAGACGGAGGGGACUCCGAGCCAAACGGACCUGCGCUGAGGAGGAGCAGUGGGAGGGCUGACUCACCAGGUGCCUGGAGCCCCAUCUUCAAGGGAUCUGUCUUCCCCUAUGCAGCAGUGCUGAGCUGGGGAAGGGUGAAUCUUCCAUCGUCUGCUUUGCUCCAGGCACCAGUUAGACCUGCCCAUGCCUUUGCCUGGGGAAAGGCAGCUGCUCCUGUCUGUCCUGCAGGCAGAACACAGGCCUUCACCAAGCAGUUGCUCUUGUGCCUCUCUGCACCCUUCGCCUCUGGGUGCUGCUGGGCCAGGCAGGGUUCAUUUGCCAGUCCCUGUGCCCUCUUCCCUGRGCAGGGUCUCUUGCAGGGUUGGCACUUUCUGCUCAUCAGCUGGAUGCUCAAAGCUCUGGCCAUGGCUCCCUGGAGCGGGGCUCAGCUCUCCAGUUCCUUCCAUCCCAUGUCCUGCUGCUAAUGUGCAUACGUACGUUGGGAACGGCUGCCUUUGGAAAGCAACCACGGAUUUAACAGCUUCCAUCUUCAGCUCAGCCUUGAGAGCGGGCAGGAGGCCUUUACGCACCCAACAGCAGCAGAGGAGGUGCAGAGAAAGCGCCAGGUGCCUGUCCUGCCUCUCCGAGCUGCCCGCACGGGGCUGCUCCCUCCCCGUGCAGCACAGCGUGUGCUGCAGUGGGGCAUCGUGCAGGCAGCAGCCACAGGUGCAGCUGCACGGGRGGACAGCGUGGCAGAGCUGACUGCAGGGACAGGCUUGCCCUGCAAGGACACACAGUAAGUGAAGCAAGGUGGGGAUCAURGCCCAAGCAAGCUGUGCAGUGAUGGGAUGGAGUGCCCAGCUGCUCUGCACAUCCCUUUGUCCUCACACCUCUGCUGUGUCCUGCUGGGGAACACAUCCCUCUAAGGGUCACGUGUGACCUCAGCCCUGGCAGUGGCAGGAGGACCUGCCUGGGGUGCAGCUAUCUUGUAACUGGGAUCAUUUGGGACACGUGCAAAGUUUGUUUUCAGCCCUCUGGUCACUUCCCCGGAGCCUCUCUCAACUUGCUCUUUUAGGUCGUUUUUAAUUUGCUGGAUUUUUUAUUUUUUUAAUGUGCCCAUUUGUCUUUUGAACUGUUUGUCCCUCUGCAAGGUGGUGCCUGAAAGGCCUCCCUGGGGCCAUGCCCUCUGCUCAGCACUCGC